Molecule: messenger RNA, 903 nt
Organism: Suillus plorans
Lineage: Eukaryota; Fungi; Basidiomycota; Agaricomycetes; Boletales; Suillaceae
Exons: 4
Coding region: 1-903 (300 amino acids)
Source: RefSeq, a predicted model, not a curated record
AUGGAUGGGGUGUCAACAUUUCCGCGGGGAUUCCAGGGUGAACCAGAACCUCUGGGGGAGCCCUUACCACAUCCUGUCAAUCGCAACCACGGACCAUCGAAGAGAACUCAUCCAUUUCUGUUUCACCCAUAUUCACACCAACCCGGGAAUCACGAGGCAAGUGCAGCGGAUUCCCAAGCUCCCGAGUCUGGACCAUCCAUAGUCCAACAACCACUACUCCCCUCGUAUGCUGAAAGUAAUCCUUUGCACAUGGAGAUUGUUCGUCAAUGUUCACUGCCUCCUAAAUCAGAAGGCGAGAAAAAGUUAGUCGAGGAAGCCUUGACCAAUGCCGUCAACUCCAUCUGCCCUCAUACACAAGCAGGGACCAGAAAGCAAUGGGUCAAAAAGAAUAAGAAGGCGCUGUACCAAACGAUUUCUGAUCCUUUCAAAAAGAUCAUGGCCGCUUGCAAGAGAAUCGCACGAGCCAAAAUCCAAACUGGAUAUCGUUUGCGUCCUGAACCUUGGUCAGGUAUCUCUGAACCCGAGCACCAGAGACAAAUAGUCCAAGACCUCAUUGACGACAAUGUCUUCCCUCCCAAAUUUAGCGCCGGGAAUGACGGUCAUGCGCUUGAGAACAGGGUGUUAUGGGACAUCAUUCUCAAUGCUCUUCAGGAAGUUGGUUACCAACGGUACCUCAGAACGCUGGAUAGUAUGAUGCCGACAGCAAUCGUCGCUGUGUACUGUGCGUUAUCGGAACUGUCAAGUGGAAGGUUGGUAGAUGUUGAAUUUGGGGCUGAUGCCUUUCGAGACCGGUAUGACGCACUGCAGGAUUAUAUUAACCAGAGAGUCGCCCAUGACGUAGCGUUUUUGGAGCGAUGGAAAGAUUACGAGCAGGUUACUCGUGCUAGGUUGCUUGAGAUUUAA